AUUAUGAGCUGGUAAAAUAUGUCACCUGACCUGAAACAACAGAAGGUAAGAAGAAAACACAAGAAGCAAGCCUGCAUGUUUGCAGUGGACAGGAAAUGUGAACACGUCACACAACUGCUGUGGUCAAAGCUACAGGAGCUGUUUGAGUCAAAGUGUUUGAGAUCAGCUGAGGAUCAGAGUGCAGCAGGGCUGGAUGUGAGGAUGGGGCACUCUUUGCUCUGCAUGACGGGCUUAUUGUUGCUCGGUACUCUCUUCUAUGUUAAUGCUGGAGUUCCCAAUAAGCCCACCGUGAUCCUCGAACCAUCCUGGCCUCAGAUCUACAGCGGUGAGACAGUCACUGUCAGAUGUGAAGGAACUCAGUCGCUGUUUGUAUGGAGAGAAGACGAGUUAAUCAGACCAUCAACAUCUGAAUACAGAAUCAGCAGAGCUACUGAGUCUGACAGUGGAGGAUACAGCUGCUGCACCAUGGCUGAUUUAAAGUGCAGUGACAUCAUCACACUGACUGUAUCAUAUAAACCAAAGGCCAAACUGAGAGCUGAUAACACAGCUGUUCCAGUAGGGGGCAGUGUGACCCUGACCUGCUCUGUGAACCCAUCAUCAUCAUCUGGAUGGAAAUACUACUGGUACAGAGAUGAGAAAUCCUCUGAAGCCCUGACCACACAAGAUGCAGUUUUCCACUCAAAUGGACAAAUCAGUGUCUCACAGGAAGGACUCUACAGGUGCAGAGGAGGAAGAGGAAACCCAGUUUACUACACAGAGGACAGCCAGUCAGUCAGGAUUGGGAAAACUGUAACAGCCUCAAACAGGCCUGUUGUGACUCUGUAUCCAAACUGGUCUGAGAUAUACAGAGGAGAGACGAUCACUGUCAGAUGUGAGAUCCAUGGAGGAGACACUGAGUGGGAUUAUGAGUGGGAAACAAACAGCAGGAUAAAAGCUCCAAAUCAAAAUGAAUACAGGAUUAGAUCUGCUUCAUCAUCCAACAGUGGAAACUAUCGCUGUAAGGGCAGAAUGAAAAGUUCACAGCAUAAAACAACAGAGUGGAGUGAUUCAGUCACACUGACAGUUUCUGACAGUAAGUAGAGUCAUAGUUCAUUUAACCUGGAAAUAGAAACAGUUUGUAAAAAUGUGUUUUUAUUAGUACAUGUUGAGAUAUUUGACAUGUUUAGAUAGUCUCACUCUUAAAGUUCAUCAUAAAUAUUUGUGAGUCAACAUUUUAGUGACAUUGAAUUCAGAGUUAAGAGACGAAACAUUGAGAGAAAAUCUUUGUU
Oreochromis niloticus (Nile tilapia) is the source of this 1268-nucleotide messenger RNA. RefSeq names its product high affinity immunoglobulin gamma Fc receptor I-like. NCBI's taxonomy places the organism in Eukaryota, Metazoa, Chordata, Actinopteri, Cichliformes, Cichlidae. Gene Ontology annotation, molecular function: transmembrane signaling receptor activity. Bases 19 to 1080 code for a protein of 353 amino acids. Gene Ontology annotation, cellular component: external side of plasma membrane. Gene Ontology annotation, biological process: cell surface receptor signaling pathway; immune response. The record is from RefSeq and is a predicted model, not a curated record. The transcript has 6 exons.